AUGUACUCAGUGAAAGCGACGGAAAUGUCAACAAACCUAUUCAACUGUAGCAAUGUCAUGCUUCGAAAUCAUUACAUAGUUACUGUAAAUGUGGAUAAGUUUGCACAGAAAGCAAUUGGGGUAUAUUAUGCACUUCUUAUCAUAAUUGAAUCACUUCUUUUUGCUACUUUGUUGGUUGUUCAUUUCAAGAUUAGGAAAGGAUGUCAUCCAUUUUUUGGAGGCUGUGUUGUGUCAGCUGUUGUCACAGUUAUAAUUAUCGGGGGAUGCAUUGGGCUCUAUUUUCUGAAUCGAAAUCUAACACUCAAAUAUCAGAAAGAUUUGACUUUCAUGGGAAAAGUGUCGUUGUCUAUGAGAUAUCAGAUUAUAGAGAACAUGAUAGUUGUAAGAAAAGCAUUGCUUCCGGUAAUUGUGCUGGAUAGUUUAGUCACUUUGGUGGAUUCUUUUAGCAGCCAACUGACAACAAGAAUAGAAGAAAAUGAUGACUCAACAUGUCAUUCACUAAUGAAAUAUGCACCUUAUAUUGCACUAAAUCAUUUGGCAAUGGUUCUCGAAUACAGUAUCCCUUUAUAUAUGCUAUUCAGAAGAGCUUAUAGAAGACAACUGCCAGAUGUUUGUCGCAAACUCCGAUUAUCCACUCGUAUCCAACAAUCACGAGACAGUAUGAUUCAAAAUGUGUUUGGUCGAGAGCUAAACGUAAUUCCAACUCAAAACGAAUACUUCGAAAAUCUGCAAAAAGAAUGGAAAUAA
This is a messenger RNA of Caenorhabditis remanei, 747 nucleotides long. RefSeq lists its product as uncharacterized. Bases 1 to 747 code for a protein of 248 amino acids. The record is from RefSeq and is a predicted model, not a curated record. The transcript has 6 exons. NCBI's taxonomy places the organism in Eukaryota, Metazoa, Nematoda, Chromadorea, Rhabditida, Rhabditidae.